AUGGACGCGCAGCUCAAAGCAGCUGCCGCCAAGGGCUACAAGGUUUACAUUAUGGGCCAUCUUCCGCCCGUCGUCGCGUCCUUCACCAAGGAAGCCUUGUGGCAGCCUCGUCACGCCAUUCGAUAUUGGACCUUGGUUUCUCAGCACGGCCGUGUGAUAGCUGCUCAACUCUUCGGCCAACAGCAUCGUGAUGAGUUCCGCGUGCAGAUGGCCAAGUCGCUUGCCGGCUUACCCCCGCUGUAUAUGUUCGCCUCGUUGAGUCCGAUCGAACACACAAACCCUGCCUUCUAUCGCUUGGACGUCAACAGUGACUACUCGCUGCAGGAUGUUCACAGCUACUGGGCGAAUCUCUCGCAGGCAGACCCUCACUUUCGCCCGGGCUACUCUGCGCGGGACGACUAUGGCUUGGCCGCGCUGACGAACGCAAGGUAUGCCAUGCUGGCUCGAUCCUUUGCCAACGGCAACGAUCUGCUGUGGGACAAGUUCCUGGAGUCCUCCGUGGUCCAGAGUCUCGGUGGUGCCUGCGACGUCGAGCAGGGGCUCAACCCAACGGCCUGCGGCGAAUGCAACGGUUCCUGCCGCCAUCUUGCAGUCUGCACCCUCCUCUAUGGUGUUUCUGAGUCUAGCAUCGAGUCCUGUCUGAGUGACAGCCUCUGGAAGGUUGCCGCGAAGCCUUGGGUUUGGUAUGCGGACUUACGCGUUGUCGCCGUUUGUUUGGUGAUCUUCAUCGCUUUAUCUGUGUUUCAAUGGCGCCGCCGCGUCCAACAGCAAAGGUCCCGCUCCCUGCCACGGCGCAGUCGCACCCAGGAGGUCGAACUCCGCGACACCGGCACAGCAGCGUGA
Symbiodinium pilosum is the source of this 843-nucleotide messenger RNA. The record is from the annotation of a GenBank genome assembly. Lineage: Eukaryota; Dinophyceae; Suessiales; Symbiodiniaceae.